AUGCCCAUCUUCUGCUCUAUCAAACAGAAACUGUCUCGGUCCAACAAGCAUGAGGAUCGGGAGGUUUUCUCUCUAUUUCGUGUCUACGGGCUGCUCUGGCGAUUCUCGACCUCCUUUGAUGUGUUACUUCAGAUACUCGGGACUAUAGCAGCCAUCGGCGCAGGCACAACUCACCCGCUAAUGACACUUGUGUUUGGCCAAUUUGUCAAUAUCUUCAAUAAUCAUGACAGCUCAAAGACUGGUCAACUUCUGGCGAGUGUGAACUCAGCGACGCUCUAUUUUGUUUAUCUUUUUUUGGCCAAGGCGGCGUUGAUUUAUGUGCAUACCGUCUGUUUCACCAUUUCGGCAGCUCGGAUAACUGCGUCGCUACGCAAGAGUUAUCUUCGCACUCUGCUCGCCCAAGAUGUUGUCUUCUUCGACAGCCGAGAUACCGGCGCAAUCACAACCAUCAUCUCCCAGAAUGCAGAAAUGGUUCAGAACGGCCUCUCUGAGCGUCUCGGGAUGACUAUGCAAGCUGUUUCCAUGUUCAUCUCUGGAUUUAUUAUCGGGUUUGUUAAGAGUUGGAAACUAACCAUAGUUACAUCGACGUCCAUACCAGCGCUCGCAGCAGCGACUUUCUUAACGCUUCAUCUAGACAUGCGCAUUCAGACGCGGGUUUUAGAGAUUCAGGCGCAAGCAGGAAUUCUGGCAUUGGAGACUUUAAAAAGUAUGAAGAUCGUCACAGCUUUCUCUGCUGUUGAAAAACUAGCGAGGCGUUAUUCUUCAUUGCUAGCUACAGUUGCGAAUCUGAGUCGUAAACGGGGUCCUUAUAUCGGUGCCCAGUAUAGUGUUGAUUAUUGUGUCCUACUCAGUGCUUAUGCCCUCGCCUUCUGGGUGAUUUUAUGCAUUAAUCAAGCAACAACUGCGUUGAUGACCCUAGUACCAUCCUUAGGGGAAGUUUCCAAAGCUGCUGCAGCGGCUAGGGACUUGCUCUCCACAAUUCAGCAGAGGCCCAAGGAAGAGUUAAACUCGCUUCCCCGGCCAUUGAAAGCCAGCUCUGGGGAAUUAGUCCUAAAUGAAGUGCAUUUCAGUUAUCCAGCGCGGCCCGAGGUACCUGUCCUCAACGGGGUAACUCUGCGCAUCAUGCCCGGCAAAAGAACUGCAAUUGUUGGUCCCAGUGGAAGCGGUAAAAGCACUAUUGUGGGGCUCAUAGAACGAUGGUAUGAUCCAGAUAGGGGCUCAGUUACAUUGGAUGGUGUAGAUAUCCGAACCCUUCCUAAGCGGUGGCUGCGGAAGCAGCUUGGGUUAGUCCAACAGGAGCCAGCGCUGUUCAAUGACACCAUUUUCGAAAAUGUGCGGUAUGGGUUGCUAGGCUCAGAGCGGCAUCACGGGUCAUCAACCGAAGAAGAGGAUAGGAGUCGAGUGCGAGAAGCAUGCAUGCAAGUUGGCAUUCAUGACUUCAUUGAGACCCUUCCCAAAGGAUAUGAUACCAAAGUUGGUGAACGUGGUGAUCUCCUGAGUGGUGGUCAAAGGCAACGAGUUGCUAUAGCUCGGUGUAUCAUCUCCAAUCCGGAUAUUAUGCUCUUGGAUGAAGCCACAGCAGCCCUUGAUCCCGCUAGUGAGAAUAUUGUCCAGGCUGCAUUGGAUUUAGUGUGCAAAAACCGUACAACCGUGGUUGUUGCCCAUAAAUUAUCCACAAUAAAGUCUGCGGAUCAGAUUGUUGUCAUGGAUCAUGGCAAGAUCAUGCAACAGGGCGACCACGAAACUUUACGACAGCAGGAUGGCAUAUACAAACAGAUGAUAUCCAACCAGGACUUGGAUAUCGACGACGAACCAGGCGUUGACGAAGAAUCAGCCGACGUCAUUAUACCCGCCGAAAGCGAAACAAUGUCAGCAGUGACGCCUUAUCAGGAGAAGUCAGAGGCCGAUAUUGAAAAGCCUAACAGUAGCAUCACUCCAACUUCAUACUCUAUACUUCAAAUCCUGUCUAUCAUCUUCUCAGAGCAGCGCAAGUCUCGAUUUCAUAUCAUCGUUGGAAUCAUAGCUUGCUUUGCUGCUGGGGCAGUCUACCCAGUCCAGGCUAUUUUCUUUGCCAAAAUGGUGACUGUGUUUUCAUAUAGCGGAGAGAUGAGACGACAUGAAGGGGAGUUUUGGUCAGGAAUGUUCUUCAUGCUUGCGGUGUCUACAUUGAUAUCUUAUGCGUUUGUCGGUCACUUCUUCACUGUCACAGCUACAAAGGUUAUCCAACACUACCAAUCACAGUACUUUCUAUCCAUGCUGAAGCAGGACUUGUCAUACUUCCAACGAAGAGAAAAUGCACCGAGUGUCCUGGCAUCACACCUUGCCACUAAUUCUGAAAGGCUACAAAAUCUGCUGGGUGUAACGCUGGGUCUUAUUCUGAUUGUUUUGGUAGACCUUGUUUCGUCUUCCAUACUCUCCUUAGUCGUCGGCUGGAAAAUCUCCCUUGUGGUUCUGUUUGGCAGUCUUCCCCCAAUGUUGGCCGCAGGAUAUGGUCGAAUUCGGCUUGAAAAUCACUAUCAAGACCAGCAGAAGGCUCUCUUUGAAGAAAGCACCAGGUAUGCCUCAGAGGCAAUCUCUGGCAUCAAAGCCGUCUUCUCGUUGGCGGUAGAGGAUGUCGUAUACCAGCGUUAUGAAGAGAAGCUCUACAAGCCACUCAAGCUAUCUCACAAACAAGCACUGGUAUCCAUGUCUUUAUUUGCCCUUGUAGACAGCAUCUAUCUUCUAAGCAUGGGGUUAGCAUUUUGGUAUGGAGGCAAGCUUCUCCUCCAAGGGGAGUACAACAGCACCCAGUUUUUUAUCGUCUUUACCGCCAUUAUAUCUGGCGGCCAGGCAGCAGCUAUCUUUUUUGGGUACACAGGAAGUAUCACCAAAGCCCGUGGAGCUGCAAAUAGAAUGUUUCAACUCCGCGACACAAAUCCAGUCAUCAAUGGCUCUACCGGUUCACAAUUCCCUGAAAGCAAAGAGGAUAAGGAUAUGAUCACAUUCAGCAACGUGGAAUUCCGAUAUCAUUUGUCAGAUGCCCGCCCAGCUCUACGAGGCCUCAAUUUCAGUAUCCGAAAAGGAGAAAAGAUUGCUCUGGUCGGACCAUCAGGGAGCGGGAAAUCGACCAUAGUUUCCCUUCUCGAACGAUUCUACGAUGCUACAUCUGGAUGCAUAUUCAUUAAUGGCCAGCCUCUCCAGUCAAUAGAUGUUUCCGCCUAUCGAUCUAAAAUAUCACUGGUCUCGCAGGAAACUCACCUCUACCAAGGGACUAUUCGAGACAAUCUGCUACUAGGAAUACCGUCAGAGUCACAAAUUACGGAUGCUGAAAUCACACAGGCUGCGCAGGAUGCAAACAUUCAUGAUUUCAUUAUUUCCUUGCCUGAAGGAUACCAGACUGUGUGCGGUGUGGGCGGUGCUAAUUUCAGCGGUGGCCAACGCCAAAGGAUCGCUAUUGCUCGUGCUCUCCUAUGUGAUCCUGCCAUUCUCCUGCUUGAUGAAGCCACAAGCGCCCUCGACUCCACGAGUGAGCAAGUAGUGCAGCAGGCUUUGGAAAAGGCUGCUGCCGGGCGGACUACGAUUUCGGUAGCGCAUCGGCUAUCGACAAUCCGAAACUCGAACACAAUAUUUGUUCUCGUGGAGGGUCAGAUCUGGGAAAAGGGUACUCAUAAAGAGCUGAUUCAACAGCAGGGUAUUUAUUAUAAGAUGUGCCAGGCACAGGCGCUUGGAGCAUAA
Molecule: messenger RNA, 3714 nt
Organism: Microsporum canis CBS 113480
Lineage: Eukaryota; Fungi; Ascomycota; Eurotiomycetes; Onygenales; Arthrodermataceae
Product: multidrug resistance protein
Exons: 7
Coding region: 1-3714 (1237 amino acids)
Biological process (GO): transmembrane transport
Cellular component (GO): membrane
Molecular function (GO): ABC-type transporter activity; ATP binding; ATP hydrolysis activity
Source: RefSeq, a predicted model, not a curated record